CGAAACGCUUCUUCACGCCUCUCUUUUGAAGAUGAAAUCGCUGUCCGACACGCCUCUCCUUCAAAAACGAAAUGCCACCUGAUAUUCUUCACGCCUCUCCUUCGAAAAUGAAACUUCAUUUGCCGUGCUCCGUUUGUAAUCGUCGUUGAGGAAGAACUUCAUCUAUACUUCGUUCGAAAUUGUCGUCUGAAAACAAAACGAGCUUCAUUUGAACUCCGUGUGAAAUUGUCGCCUGUUCCAUUCGAAAACGAUGCUUCUUGAUCACCGGAUAUUCGUUCCAUUCCUUAAAGGUCAAAGUACUGAGGAGCAGCUACAGAAGUGGUUGUCAUUGACAUAUAAGAUGCAAAUAAUUGGUUGCUAUGCUCAAACCAAACUUGGUCAUAAUGUUCAAGGGCUUGGAACAACUGCAAUGUUUUAUCCAAAGAUAGACGAAUUUGCCAUACACAGUCCUACCACUAACCUCAAGCAAAGUGUGCAAAUUGAAUGGACUAGAUUGAUAAUUGAAGAGAAAUUUUAAUUAAAUUUGAUAUUCCAUGGAUGAUUUUUGAAGGAGAGUUUUUCGGUUGUUUUGAUGGAUCCUGAGAGAGAGAGAGGGGAGGUUAUGGGGGAGGUGCAGCGGCGGCGGAAGAGAAGUGGCGUUGUUGCCUUAUAUACAUACUUAUCUUUUUUUUCCCUUCAAUUUCAGUUCUCUGUUUUCAACGGAACUAAAAAAAAUUCCCAAAGGGAAAACGAUUGUUUUGAAUUCAAUAAAACAUAGCAAGUACUUUUUCUACUUGGGUUUUGGGGUUUUAUGAGAAAGAAUCAUAUACUAAAACAAGUUUGUUGCAGGGGAGAAACAAGUUAUAUGAAGGCCAUGAUAUGAAUACUGCAUUAUAUGUUGUUGCAUUGAAUCGCUGUUAAACUUGGAUUGAAUCAUAACAUUUAAUUCUCUACUGAUUUGGAUUUUUAAGUUUGCUAAUUUGAUGGUGAUCUUUUAAGCUGCUUCAACUAUUUCACAAGCAUUGAAUGCUAUUUUAUUUUACUCAGUAUACUGUAUCCAUUUCUUUAUGUCAGUUUUUCUCUAUUACGUGUUUAGAAUAUGUUGAAAAGAAUAAACAGUACCCUAAUGGACUUGAAGGAAAUGCAGAUUCUGGCAGCAAAGAAGAUGAAACGGAGGACACUGAUGGUGUGGAAGUGGAACAUCUACACAUUUCAGAUUACCAAGGUUUUGCACUAAUAUCUUAUUGAUUUACUAUAGUGAUGAAGCUACCAAGCAAGUGAUUGAUGUUUGAUUAAUGACAAGAGUUGUUGUACUUUUGUUAUCCAUGACAAUACCUUGUAUUUAGUUUCCUUAUAAAAAUAUAUUACCAAGGUUUAGUUUCUAUUAUACUUGUAUUUAUCCAUUCGGAAAAAUUCGAUAGAUUUCGUGUACUUGGUUUCUUUAUAAAAAUGUUAUCUAUGUUAUUGUUAUAUA
This is a messenger RNA of Cucumis sativus (cucumber), 1453 nucleotides long. RefSeq names its product putative peroxisomal acyl-coenzyme A oxidase 1.2. Gene Ontology annotation, biological process: fatty acid beta-oxidation using acyl-CoA oxidase; lipid homeostasis; long-chain fatty acid metabolic process. Gene Ontology annotation, molecular function: FAD binding; acyl-CoA oxidase activity; fatty acid binding. The coding region runs from base 251 to 517 and encodes 88 amino acids. The record is from RefSeq and is a predicted model, not a curated record. The transcript has 3 exons. Gene Ontology annotation, cellular component: peroxisome. NCBI's taxonomy places the organism in Eukaryota, Viridiplantae, Streptophyta, Magnoliopsida, Cucurbitales, Cucurbitaceae.